AAAAUAUAACGCAGCUAAAAUCAUGGAGAACAUGACAAAUAAGUAAAUUCACUUCUCAAAUAAUAGUAUAGAUAAGCAAAUUCACUUCUCAAAUAAUAGUAUAGAUUUUGAUCUAUUCGCAAAAAAUAUAUCAUGAAAUAAAUAUUGAAAUAUAUAUUGCAAUAAAUUAGUUAUGUUCUCAUAAUUUAAUUUUUUUUAUUUUAAUUUUUUUUCCAUAAAUUUCAACAUAUAAAGUUUUCAUCUUAAUCAUAUAAAAUAUCUAUGCGCUAUUAAUUAAGUUUUGUUGUCAACAAAAUUAAAUUUUGAUUUAAUUUAGAUUUUUUGGGUCACAAUUUAUGUUAUUAGUUUAAAACUCAUAAUAAUAGUUGAAAUUUUAGAUUUUGAAUGAAAAUAACUUUUAUUUAUAUACUAUUUUUUCUACAACUGACAAAUAGAUGAUAAUGUGAAGAUUUAAAUACAUAUAAUUUUAAUUAGUCAUUUUCUCAGGAAUCUUACCAGUUAUUUAGAAAAUAUGUAAUUUUAAAAUUAAAAUCUUCAUAAAGUUCAAAAAAUAACAAAAUUUUCAUCCUUAUCAUAAAAUAUACUUUUUUGUUAUUACUCAAUAGAACAAUUAAUAAUUAUUAAUUAAGCAAAUAUGUUUUAUCAACAAAUCUAGUUUAUAAGUUAUUUUGUGUUUUGAAAAUUAUUUGGUUAUAUUUUAUGGUAAUAGAUCUUAGCACAUAAUAAAUAUUUAAAGCUUUAGCUUAUACUUCAAAAAGAGAAAAAGAUUAUUGUGUGCACAAUUUGUUUUAUAUUCCUAUCACACACACACACACACAUAUAUACAUAAAGCUUUUCACUUUGUUUAUAUAUGUAUUAGGGUGGGAAAAAAAUAGAUGACAACGGUGAAGCUUCCGUGGGAUAUGGAGGUAGAGAUACUCUCUUGGCUUCCACCUCGAUCUCUUGUUCGGUUCCGAGCCGUGUGCAAAAAAUGGAACUCUCUUCUCAAUGACAAGAGUUUUCUCAACCAGCACUCGUCUAGAUCUCGUCCCCAGUUCAUUUUCUUAACUAAAUCGAAGACUUACUCGAUUGACGUUGACCUCGGCGGCGCAGGAGUUGGUCCAACGAUAAAGAUGUGUGAGGAAGUGGUCUCUGUGGUCCGCCCUCACUGAGGGGGCUGCCCCUUUGUCUUUGAAGGGAAAUUUGUUUUGGAUUGGUUACUGUGACGAGAUACGUGAAAGUAC
Brassica rapa (field mustard) is the source of this 1223-nucleotide messenger RNA. RefSeq names its product F-box protein At3g17710-like. The record is from RefSeq and is a predicted model, not a curated record. Gene Ontology annotation, molecular function: protein binding. Lineage: Eukaryota; Viridiplantae; Streptophyta; Magnoliopsida; Brassicales; Brassicaceae.